This is a messenger RNA of Oenanthe melanoleuca, 6294 nucleotides long. It is a transcript of the gene RBPJ, whose product is annotated as recombination signal binding protein for immunoglobulin kappa J region. The coding region runs from base 413 to 1912 and encodes 499 amino acids. The record is from RefSeq and is a predicted model, not a curated record. Gene Ontology annotation, molecular function: DNA-binding transcription activator activity, RNA polymerase II-specific; RNA polymerase II cis-regulatory region sequence-specific DNA binding. The transcript has 13 exons. NCBI's taxonomy places the organism in Eukaryota, Metazoa, Chordata, Aves, Passeriformes, Muscicapidae. Gene Ontology annotation, cellular component: MAML1-RBP-Jkappa- ICN1 complex; nucleus. Gene Ontology annotation, biological process: regulation of transcription by RNA polymerase II; Notch signaling pathway.
UCAAAAAGUAUGUUUGCUAGUGGAAGGAAAUUAUUCUCCAGCUUCUGAGAAAGUGCUGUGGAAUAUGCACUGUUUCUAUGUGGACAAUGUACAACAGAAAAGAACAUGCUGCCAAGUAAAUAUCACCUGCUUCUGAGUAUGUGCCAGGGGUUUGGCGAUGAGUUAAGAGCCAGAAGAGCUGCACUGCCCUGAACUAUUUCCAGCAGAGCCCUGGAGGCUGAUAGCUCCAGAAUGAUUGGAGGAUGGCUCUUCCUUGCCAAACUAUCCCCGGACAACUGGGACAGCCAGACCCUGCGUUUCCCUCCCCUGCACAGCAACAGCUGUAUAUACAGUAGGGACCGGCGCACCCCUAACUGUCACUCCAGUCCUCCUCCUCUGCCAGCAAUCAGAAAACCUCGGGCUCUGAGACUUCAUGGAGAUUAAACACUAUAUGAACACCACAUGGCUCUUUCCAAUGUUAAUAAAAUUGAAAUUCGGAGAGCGACCUCAACCGAAACGGCUCACAAGGGAAGCAAUGCGAAAUUACCUGAAGGAGCGAGGUGACCAAACAGUGCUAAUACUCCACGCGAAGGUUGCGCAGAAAUCAUAUGGGAAUGAAAAAAGGUUCUUUUGUCCUCCUCCAUGUGUGUAUCUCAUGGGCAGUGGAUGGAAGAAAAAAAAAGAGCAAAUGGAGCGGGAUGGUUGCACUGAGCAGGAGUCACAACCUUGCGCCUUUAUUGGGAUAGGAAACAGUGACCAAGAAAUGCAGCAGCUGAACUUGGAAGGAAAGAAUUAUUGCACUGCCAAAACAUUAUACAUAUCAGACUCAGACAAGAGAAAGCACUUCAUGUUAUCGGUAAAAAUGUUCUAUGGCAAUAGUGAUGACAUCGGUGUGUUCCUCAGUAAACGGAUCAAAGUCAUCUCCAAACCUUCUAAAAAGAAACAGUCACUGAAAAAUGCAGACUUAUGUAUUGCAUCAGGGACAAAAGUGGCACUAUUUAAUAGACUUCGAUCCCAAACAGUUAGCACCAGAUAUUUGCACGUAGAAGGUGGUAAUUUCCAUGCCAGUUCACAACAGUGGGGAGCGUUUUACAUUCACCUCUUGGACGAUGAUGAAUCAGAAGGAGAAGAAUUCACAGUGAGAGAUGGCUACAUUCAUUAUGGGCAGACUGUCAAACUUGUAUGCUCAGUUACUGGCAUGGCACUCCCAAGACUGAUAAUUCGAAAAGUAGAUAAACAAACGGCAUUAUUGGAUGCAGAUGAUCCAGUAUCACAGCUCCAUAAGUGUGCAUUUUACCUUAAAGACACUGAGAGAAUGUAUUUGUGCCUUUCCCAGGAGAGAAUAAUCCAAUUUCAAGCCACUCCAUGCCCAAAAGAACCAAAUAAAGAAAUGAUUAAUGAUGGAGCUUCUUGGACAAUCAUUAGCACAGACAAAGCAGAAUACACAUUUUAUGAGGGGAUGGGUCCAGUCCACGCUCCAGUGACACCUGUGCCUGUUGUGGAAAGUCUUCAAUUGAAUGGUGGUGGGGAUGUAGCAAUGUUGGAACUUACAGGACAGAACUUCACUCCAAAUUUACGUGUCUGGUUUGGGGAUGUGGAAGCUGAAACUAUGUAUAGAUGUGCAGAGAGCAUGCUUUGUGUUGUUCCAGACAUUUCUGCAUUUCGAGAGGGCUGGAGGUGGGUCCGACAGCCAGUCCAGGUUCCAGUAACUUUGGUCCGUAACGAUGGCAUAAUUUACUCCACCAGCCUUACCUUUACAUACACACCGGAACCAGGGCCACGGCCACACUGCAGUGCUGCUGGAGCAAUCCUCAGAGCCAACUCAAGCCUCAUGGCUUCCAGUGAAACAAACACAAACAGUGAGGGAAGUUACACAAGCGUCAGCACAAACCCCACCAAUGUCACAUCAUCUACGGCAACUGUAGUUUCCUAACUACUGUUGUUUGUCUGGACUUUAAUUGACUUUUCGUGCUACAUUCAAGAGAACUGAACAAUUUUUGUGGUUUCAUGGGAAAACACUUUUUCAUUUUAGGUGAUAUGAUUUGAACCUUGUUACCUGCAAGUGCUGAUCUUAAAAACAGAAGCCACAAUAAAAAAAGAAAAAACCAACAUCCGAAACAUAAGAACUUUAUUGAAAAUCUAUUUUUCAGCUGUGUUUUUUUUAGUGGGCAAGAAACAAAAAUGUGGCUGGGAUACAUGUUGAGCAAACAUGUAGAAAACAUGAACACAACAUAGUUUUUAUGGACCAAGGAACUUGUAUAAGCUUUAGUAUAAAAGGUACAUUUUCACCAUACCUUUUUUGUAUCACAACAUAUAGUACACUUUUGUUACCAAAUAGUUUAUAUUUUUUUUUUCUCUGAGCUUUUGCUCUGAAGUAUAUUCAGGUUCCAAGCCUGACCAUGCUUGUAUAAUCUAAUUACCAUACUCUUCCAGUUUUAAAAAAAAAAAUAUAUAUUUUUGGUCUGUGGCUGGAACUGUUCCUUUUUUUAAACUGAAGUCUUGUGACUUUUUAUGAACUGAAAUUGUUUUUAUUUCAGCAAGUAGAACCUUGUAAAGGCCAGCAUAUUUUUUUUAAGAUUAUAUGAAGUCUGUGCAAAAGCUUUAAAAAAUGCCUCUGCCUUGCCUGCAAUACAUGCAAUGUAUGUUAACUUUAGUGCUCUGUUUUCAGUCAUUGUUAAUAGUUAUUUCUGUUUUUCUUUUUUAAAUAUGUAUUUAUAGUGAUAAUUCAUGAGGUUCUAACAUUACAUGAGGUUUUUUUUUCCUAAAAGUGGCAUCUCAAGCAGUCAUAUUAAUGAUUGUUCAUGUCACAGGCAUAUGUUGGUGUUUUUGAAGGGUUGUUACUGGGUUACUCCCCCUCUUCCUUGCUCAGUCAUAUUACAUCUGAAAAUGUUUCAGGAUCUGUUCAGGUUUUUCUAAUCUUGUACAUAAUUUGUAUUAAGUGUAAGUUAAAUGUUUUAUUUCAAAAGUGGAAUGUUCCAAAUAACUUCAUUUGGCAGCAUGUCUUCUGUCUUGUUGGCAUGUAACUAAAGUACCAUGAGAAGUAUGUGCUACAAAUGGGAUUGGUAGGUGAUGCCCUUCAUCACUUAAGAAUCACAACAAGCAUGUUUUUCUUCAUACUGUUCAGUAAAUUAGGCCAGACUUUUGUGUAACACUUGUAUUGAGAACGUGCUUUCAUUGUGAAGUGAUCAUACAGUAAUAACUAGAAGUAAAUUUUAUUACUUAGAAAUGGGCAAAUAGAAAAUCGUAAAAGCACUAUGAAGAUGUCAACUCCUCCCAUCCUUGUUUCCUGUGGGUUUCCCUUUCCCUGCCAACAGCUUGUGCAACAUUCAAAUCUUCUCUCCAGCAUAAAUUCAAGGCUCAUUUGCACUUUGACUUUGUUGGUUGUUGCAUUUGUUUUUCAUUUUAACUUUACCAUGUUUUGUCCCUCCUUGCAGAUCUGCCUGCUUCAUUUGUAUUUGAAAGUGUACCCCAGUAGUUCAUUUGUAGUCACAGAGCUAGGCAUAGACUUGUAGGACAAGUUCUGACAGUGUGAUCUUCCUCUUUAAAAGCCAAAAUUUCAUGGUGUGUUCAGCCUUUUCUAUAUCCUGAAGCAAAAGUCACAACUGCUGUGUAAAUGUGAACCUGUGGUUUCCUACAGUGCAUUGCUUACACGCUUACCUGUUGACCAUUUUCAUAGGGUUUUUAUUUCUGACCACUUAUUCCAGUUUCAACACCCACCACCAUUUUAAUGCAUCGACUCUGCGCCGUAUUUGUGUACUCUGACGCUCCAUUCUACUUGUUUGCUUUAGUGCUCCGUUGUGUGUGUGAAAACAAUGUGUUUAAAGGAAGAAAUUGGUUAUAAAGUAUAUUUAGCAAAUAGUAAAAUCAGUGCCACUGUCCUCCUGAAAUGUGCUUAUAUUCUACCACGGGCCUUCAUACUCGUUAUUCUGUACUACGCAACGUGUUCCCGGUAGUCGUGAUGCUGGUUCCUAGCACUAGUGAAUGCUGCCUCACCUCAUCUUCAUUUCAGUGACCAAGGGCAGGAUUCAUUGUGGCCUUAUCUCUGUUUUAAACUGUUUACUGGCAUUUACUUGCAAAUCUGUUUACCUUUGUAUGUGCUGUAACAUUUUGGGUUUUUGGUUUGUGGCAGGAAUCGUUUCACAGUGUUUUUGUUAGAAGCACAAAAAUAUCUUACAGUACAGCUUAGUUCAAGAGCCACAGAUUUUCAUCACUAAUUAGACUGAGAAUUAAAUAAGUUACGUAUAUCAGAUUGAAGGUAUUCAAGAAACCAUGAUACAGACACAGCAGGCAAACCAUAACAAGCCUUGUAACCUUCAAAGACUAUUUAAAAUAGCUUUUCAGAACUUGACACGUGCUUUUAUACUCAUUAUUUUAAUUUUUUUUACAUAUAAAUGCAAUACUUUUUAUAUUCAGUUUCUUUACAUGCGGUAAUUUUGCCCAAUAGCUGUAAUAUCCCUUGACUUGUAAAGAUUUAGCCUAAUAUCUGCUGUUCUACACACUACAGCCAAGUGGGUGAAAAAAGAGCCUAUUCUGCUUACAAGACCAUUUUAAACCACAUUUUUUCAUUUGGCUUGUGGGUCUCUUGUUGCCAGUAGUUAUUCUGUAGUACAGAAAUGGUCUUCCAGGUCCUUACUGUUGUUAGUAUGUCCAGUUGUUCAGAUACAUUAUCUUCCUGAACUUCUUUUCUGUGGGGUGAUAUUGUUACAUAUAUUGGCCUUCUGAGCUGUUAACAAUUUUCAUUAUAUUAACAAUAUCUCAAGAUUUUGAUAAAACUACUUAUAGAGUGUUUCAGUAUGAAACUCUUGUAACUGUUCAAGUCUAGAUGUUAAGUCUGCUGUUAAUUCUGUAUACAUAGAAAUUGAGUCUGUGUUCAGAAUGUUGUUAUAGUUCCAACUAUAGGAAGAAGAAGCAAAGUGAGUGCUCUAAUUUAGCUAUGCCUUUUCUUGUUUUCUGUUGUUUGGAACAGCGUUUCAGAAUUCAACACUAGCAUUGUCUUUAAUAAUCUGCUGCUGAUGUUUUUUCCUAAUUAUUUGGCCUGAGGGCAUCUCACAACUGUGUUAGUAAUGGUAUUCUGUACUUGUUUUCAUUGCACAGACUUACAAAAUCAGAAUGGUUACCUGAAAAGACAUUAACUCAAGACAUAAAUUGAUGAAUUUCCCAUAUAGAAAAUAUUAAUACCUAGUGAAUCAAAUUAUCUGGAAGUAAGCUACCCACUUGUGGAUUACAUGACUUCAUAGAGAUGUCCAUCUUGAAACUAAGAUGCUCUUCAAUUAUUAACCAUAUUACUUACUUACUUUCAAAAGCAGCUGUGUUUAUGAGUACUGAACAAAAAUGUGUACACUUUCCUGUGCCAGACUUUUGACUUUGAUUUCAAGCACUGUACUGUGGGAUUGAGUGGCAGCUUUGUUAGAAAAAGAAGUAUAUUAGGGUUUCUACUUAACCCUUUUAGGACUGAACAAUUUCUUCCCUUUAGAAGCUGUAAAAUAAAUGAGCAGUUCUAACUUUGUAAACAUUCUGUCUGUGUUCAGCACUGCAUUUGCCCCAUCUGGAGGUGCUAUGCUAAUGUCAUUUUUUAAAAUCCUGUAGCAUGUGUAUACAUUCAGUCUUAAAAGGGUUAUUUUUACAAACUGUGCACCUGUAAAGUUUCUUAGCAAUAAAGGUAGAAAAACGAGCAAGUUUUUACCAUAAUUUUGUAGAAUUAAUUGCUCAGUUCCAUAUUUCAUCAAGAAAACCCCUGCAAUAUGGGCAGUUUUGAGGAUUAAAUAAAAGUGAAAUGUAAACCACAUAAAAGCGUUCUUGUCAAGUGUACUCUGUGUGUGUAUGUGCAUAAACUAUCGGGUUUCAUUUCUUUUCUACAAGGCUAAAGAUAAAAUACCAUGUUACUGUUCCUGUGACAAACAUAACUGAGCAUCUGUAUGAUGAUACAAAAGUACUUAUGGUUGAACAGGUGUUGAAACUUGCCACAUUUGUUGGUUUUUUUCCAAUGUUGACCAAGGAAUAUGGGUUUGUUUUUUGUUUGUUUUGGUUGUUUUGUUGUUUUGGUUUUUUUCCCCUAAAUCAACAGUGAGGUCAUCUAUGGAACCAGAACAACACAAGAGACGACCAACCCUGGGAGUGAAAAGUCAUCAGUACUUGUGAGGCUGUGCGCACUGGACUCCACUUAAAUGGGAUAUGGAAUGUCCACCCAAAAAUCUAAAUCGGUUUCAUUUUUGCUUGUAUUAUUGCUGAAGUUAGAUAAGAAACUGUUUUUUAAUAAUGUGUAAAAAAAGUUUCACUUUUUUAUAUAAUUUAUUAAAUAAGAAAAAAUGAACUGUG